Messenger RNA from Panicum virgatum (switchgrass), 1105 nucleotides. RefSeq names its product WUSCHEL-related homeobox 3A-like. Gene Ontology annotation, molecular function: DNA-binding transcription factor activity; DNA binding. Bases 228 to 968 code for a protein of 246 amino acids. NCBI's taxonomy places the organism in Eukaryota, Viridiplantae, Streptophyta, Magnoliopsida, Poales, Poaceae. Gene Ontology annotation, biological process: plant organ development. The transcript is spliced from 2 exons. The record is from RefSeq and is a predicted model, not a curated record.
UCCCAUGCAUGCAUCAAUCUCAAUCUCUGUCUAGCUAGCAAUCCAUUCAAUAUAAUUAAUUAGCUCAUGCUGAAUGCUGAUGCAUGCAUAUAGGAUAGCAGCUUGAUCUGAGUAUAGAUCAGUAGUAGCAGCUGCUUGGCCAGCAGGACUAGCUAGUAAUAGGAUCUAUCAAGCUAAGAUCGAUCCAUAUAGGAUAGGUAGCUAGUAGCCAACAAUAUAAUAUAAUAAUGCCGCAGACGCCGUCGACCCGUUGGUGCCCGACUCCGGAGCAGCUGAUGAUCCUGGAGGAGAUGUACCGCAGCGGCGUGAGGACGCCCAACGCGGCGGAGAUCCAGCAGAUCACGGCGCACCUCGCCUACUAUGGCCGCAUCGAGGGCAAGAAUGUCUUCUACUGGUUCCAGAACCACAAGGCCCGCGAGCGUCAGCGCCUCCGCCGACGCCUCUGCGCGCGACACCAGCAGCAGUACGCGCAGCAGCAGCAGGCGGCCGGCGGCAGCAGCGCCGCCGCCGCCGCCGUGCAUCCGGCGGUGAUGCAGCUGCACCAUCACCACCACCACCACCCAUACGCAACCAGCUUCAUGCCCCACCCCAACCAGCAGCUGGGGCAGGGCUACCUGCAGGAGCCGCAGCAGCAGGUGGCGGCGCCCCUUCCAGUUCCGGCGGUGCUGAACCCAGCAGCUGCAGGGGGCAAGGCUACUGCCGCCGGUGGCUAUGGAGGAACAGCUGCUCCGACCCCGAUGAGCAAUCAUCAGCAGCAGCUGGAGGAGUGGGACGCCGCAGAGACCAUGGAGCACUGCAACGCCACCUGCGGCGCCGCAUCCGGCAGCUCCGACGAGGGUCUCCAGCCGCUGCCGCCAUGCUGCCGUCGCCCUCUCAAAACCCUGGACCUCUUCCCCACCAAGAGCACUGGCCUCAGGGACGAGUGCAGCAGCUCCAAAUCCUCCUCCUGCUCCACAUCCACCAACUAAACAAAAUUAAUUAUUUAGAUUCUCAUGUCUAGCUCUGAUGAUCUACUAGUGUGUUCCACUCGGUUUGCAAGGUUAAUUAUUGAUGGACCGCUUCCAUUAAUAAUAAUCCAUUGCUGUAUUAGCUACUAGCUGCUUUA